Messenger RNA from Paracoccidioides brasiliensis Pb18, 1929 nucleotides. RefSeq lists its product as uncharacterized. The record is from RefSeq and is a predicted model, not a curated record. Gene Ontology annotation, biological process: regulation of DNA-templated transcription. The transcript is spliced from 2 exons. The coding region runs from base 1 to 1929 and encodes 642 amino acids. Gene Ontology annotation, molecular function: DNA binding; DNA-binding transcription factor activity.
AUGACGAGGUAUCAGCCGCCGUCGGCUUUUGAGUUUUAUCAUCAGUCACCAUCUUCUCUCGAUACGAAACCUGUGUUUUCCGGAGACGACGAGAUGAGUGUGCUGGAUGAUAAGAUCCUCGAAACCACGUCAGAUAUCGCUUCCAUGAACGACCCAAGACGGUCAUCUUAUGAUCACACCUCAGAGGAUUUCUCUCGAAGAAAUUCCGUCUGGUCAGAUUCUCAAUCACGAAAUACCUCUCAGAUGUCUACGCCUCUCUUUGAAUCCGUAAAUCCCUUUGGACGAGUGGACACAACGCCGUCGGCUAGUUAUGGCCAGCAUCAAUCAUGGCCUCUCUCUGCUGAUUCGGGUUCGUGUACGCCUACCCCAAUCUACGAGCAAUUCCCACACGACUACGACGGAAGCUCUACCAACCCAUUUGCUGGUGGUGCUGUUGGUCCCGUCAACCUCGUGCCCUUCUCCCAGAUUCCAUUUCGGCCUGGGUCGACCUUCCCUCAGUCUGCUGCGACGCCAAUGUCUCCCCAGUCCAGCCAGGGCUGGGUUUCAGGGACGUCAGAAUCGACCGAGGCGCGCUCGAAACCCAUCCGGAAUACCACAUACCGCAACGGUUCCCCGCUGCAUAUGCGACGGGACGGUAUCCGGAAGAAGAAUGCCCGCUUCGACAUUCCUGCUGAGAGAACUCUCAGCAAUAUUGACAUGUUGAUCAGUCAAUGUACCGACGAAGAUGAGAUCAAAGAGCUGAAACAGCAAAAACGUCUGCUGAGAAAUCGACAGGCAGCACUCGACUCCCGACAGCGGAAGAAGGUGCAUACUGAACAGCUCGAGGAAGACAAGAAGCGGUCUUCUUCUCUCAUCACAGAGCUCCAAGAUGCCCUUCGGGAGAUGAAACUCCGGGAGGCGGAGUAUCUUCGGGAAAAGACGGAAAUGUUCGAACGUGAGCAGCACCUGCGGGGGUAUAUCGACCAGCUCCACCUGGAGAAGGAGGAAAUGAUCCGCUCCCAUACCCUUGAGACCGGCGAACUUCGCAAGAAAAAUGUUAUCCUUCGAGAGCACCUGGAUAAAGCGGAGCUCAACGCCCAGCAAACUACGAACGCCACAUUCCGCAACGAGUUCUCUGAUUACGAGAACAUCACCAUGGAGAAUGCUCCUUGGGAUGACUUCUCAAUUGUCAACGAGUUCUCUCUUGACGCCCAUAACUCCUCCCUCGUCCGCACUCCUACCCCCAUACCGGACAACACUGCACUCAUGGCUUCCAAAAAGUCCGACAAGUCUACGGACAAGCCUCCAGGUCAUACCGAAUCCUCCCCCUUCAGCUGGAAUACGUUUUACAUGUGUUUGCUUUUUGGGGCUUUUAUUGCAUCCAAUAGCAGCUCAGUCUCGGCUCCUGCUAUCCCGCCCCUCUCGGAAGAGUACCGAGCGGAAUCAGCCAACGUCCUACGAGCUGUUCUUGCAUCCGCUGAUACAAUGGAAGCUGCCCAGACCCUCAACUUUGGAACCAUUCCCGGUCCAUCCGUUUCCACCACCGCCAGCCUUCCUACCACCAUUACCGGUGCGGAAAUGGCACGGAUCACUGGUGGAGGACCAACAUCAAGUCUUGAAGAUUUGCACCACAAUCUAGUCGCUCUCACUAAGCAACAAGAGGAAGAGCAGAUCUUCUCUCUUAGCACCGAAAGGUAUAGGGCUCUUACUGACUUGGAAGAUGAAGGAGGAGACUUCAAGCCUCCUCCAUCGAAUUUCCAGCAAGCCUAUGCCUCCAUGCGAAGCUCUGGCCUGCAGCAUACGAAAAAUGCUCCUGACAUAUAUUCACGGUCCUUAUUAUGGGACCGUGUUCCGGAGAAGGUGGUUCAAGAUUUUAGGAGGAUGGUGAAGCAGUGUGGUGUUUCUGAUGCUGCCAAGGAUGAACAAACAGGAGGUGUUUGCCAAUCAUGA